AUGUCAAAACUCUUUGACGAUGCCGACUACGAUCCCGGCGAAGCAUCUGCGAAUGUUACACGUCCACGGUUCGAAUUUGGAAAUGAUUAUGCAUACAAUGUGCUCCGGACGAUGGGCGUUCCUCUAAACAACAACGUACCCCACAAUGACCUUUUUAAAUCUGAGGCCGUUGGCAAUGCUAUUAACUCUCUAGACCCAACUCGACCUCAUACCGGUUGUGAUCUAACGACGACCUGCAUGCCUAGCGGAAAAGGAGAUGUUAUGUCUCCAGAACGCAGAACCGAUCAGUUGGCUAAAAUUGGGUCAAAUGGUGAGGAAGAUGAUGAUGCUGAUGACGAUGUGCGUAUCCCUGGGAUAAAUGAGCAUGAUGGAGAUAACGAUGGAGAAGGAGAGCAAGCUAAGGAUCAAGAUGAUGAAGAUUUAGAGUCUAUUUGGUCGGAGCAUGGUCGUCUUCAGCGUGCAACAGUGCUCUUCGAAUUUCGUGCACAACGACCUGAUGAAUUGGACCUCGUUGUUAAUGAGACAGUGGUCCUUCUCGGCGGUGGGGAUGGUGAUAACUGGCUCAAGGUUCGCAGUCUCAUUGAUGGCGUCGAAGGCCUUGCACCUAAGAAUUUUCUUCGCGUUCACGAUCUCUCAUCUCUUCCUCUACCCUGCUAUACAAUCACCAGCAAAGCCUCUUACUAUUCAACCCAAGGGAGUGGAUCGAAGGUUUCCCGAACAUCUGAUAGCAGCGGGGAUGCAGGAUUUCUUGCAACCUCAGCUUCGCUUAGUCGCCUUGCCAUAUCGUCUUCUGUUUUGAGAUCGCGCUGUCUCGCCGUCUCCGUUGAAAAAUCGACUGAUUCAGAGACUCCUGAUUUGGUCGAAGGGAGGAGCGGACCACACACCUAUGAGAAUUGGCGCACUUCUGGGUCUCGUACAUACCGUACCAACCAUGCAACUCGAAUGGGUGCUUCCCCUUGUUCACGUCUUGCCACCCUUAUUUGUGACAAUAAAGCACUAUCUCCUGGAUCGCCGGACACUUCCCCAUCUCGGCCGACUCCGAUUUCAUUAGAUAACAGUCAAGCUACCAUCCGUCUUGCUACGACUACUAGCACCGCUUUCCAGAGUGAGUUUGAACCAAUCUUUGAAUUUAUCCGGGCCAAAAUUCUUUAA
This is a messenger RNA of Protopolystoma xenopodis, 1152 nucleotides long. Lineage: Eukaryota; Metazoa; Platyhelminthes; Monogenea; Polystomatidea; Polystomatidae. The record is from the annotation of a GenBank genome assembly.